Momordica charantia (bitter melon) is the source of this 1689-nucleotide messenger RNA. Lineage: Eukaryota; Viridiplantae; Streptophyta; Magnoliopsida; Cucurbitales; Cucurbitaceae. The record is from RefSeq and is a predicted model, not a curated record.
AAACAAUGUCAUCGGAAUUUCGGAAUCCAACCCUAUUUCCCCUUUCCCUCUCGCUUUCCCCAAUUUCGCCGAGACGAGCCAGAUCCAUUUUGAAUUUCGAAGGCGGAGAAGACGACGCCCGAUUGAUUAUUUUUCUUGAUCUCUUCGAUUCGAAUUCGUACUGGUUUCGAAUCGGGAGCUCGUAAACGAUGGGCGAUUUCAAUCUCGCUCUCGUAAUCGUCGCUAUAGUCGUCUGUGUAAUCGUCUUCAUCUUCAAUGUGUACCUUCUGGUUAAUUACCAGCACCCCGAUGACAAGAAUCAGGCGUAUUUUCCUAAAUUUGUCGUCGUUUUCGGCCUGACCGUUGCGUUGAUCUCCAUUUUGAUGUUACCCGCCGACGUCGCUAACCGGCAGGCCUGCAAGCACGCUUUGUAUAAUGGCGCUUGUAACCUCACGUUACCUAUGAAGGAUCUAUGGCUCGCUGUCUAUAUUGUCGAUGCUGUGCUCGUCUUCUUCGUUAUUCCUUUUGCCAUGUUCUACUACGAAGGAGACCAGGACAAGAGCAUUGGCAAAAGGAUGAAAAGCGCGUUGAUAUGGGUUGUGGUAAUGGCCAUUGUCUGUGGUCUCCUGUUGGGAAUUUUAUACGGGCUUGUUGGAGAAGUCGACUUCACCGUUAUGCAUCUCUCUUCAAGCACUACUAAUUUUCCUAGUUCCUGGCAGUUCUCUAGUGGUCAACCGUGCAUUGGAACUGGUGCCCACCAGUGUUCUGCAUAUACGGCAAAUGCUUCAUCAGAGAAAACAUGGACAAUGCGUACUACUUUUCCAGAAUAUGUUGUUGCCCUUGCCACUAUUGUUGGAUCCGUACUAUUCUCUAUAUUCGGGGGUGUUGGCAUUGCUUGCCUGCCCUUGGGCCUCAUUUUCUCAUUCGUUAGGCGUCCAAAGGCUGUAAUCACUCGCUCACAAUAUAUCAAGGAAGCAACAGAAUUAGGAAAAAAAGCAAGAGACCUGAAGAAAGCUGCUGAAGGGCUCCACCAGGAAGAAAGAAGUGGUUCUAAGGGUAGAAAAUGGCGGAAGAAUGUGUGAUUCAGUUCUGCUCCACGGCAUUUGCAUAUUAUGCACGAGCGACUGCAGCACAAGAAAUAUUUGGACACACAUUGCAGUCUCUUCGUGGUAUCAGAUACUUGUACAAGUAUAAUGUGUUCCAAAUAGCAUUCAUCGCAUUGGCGGGAUUGACCUUCGUGUAUUAUGCUGCCUUCGGAUGGAGAAGAAAGAAGCCUUCUGGCAGGUUCCAGCUUUCCUCGUAAAAAAUUGUAUGUUUUGCCUCGACAAAUUGAAAACCCGACCUGGCCAACAAAUUCUCUCUCGUUCGUCAUCUUUUUUAGAUUAAUUUGAUUUUGAAGGUCGUGUUUGGUGGAGUUUUUCAUUGUUGAACCUUGUCAAGUCAGGCAGGAAACAUCCGGAUCCCAGUGGUCACAAUAUACCAAAUGACAUAGUGAGUGGUGCUGCAGCUUCUUGACUGUUUGUACUUUUAAAAGGCUUUUGUAUGUAUUGUUUCUUUGAUUUGUGUUAUAACAUUGGCUUAGGCAUGUAAAAUUAAAGGAUUGUUGGUUCUUUUGCACAUGCGAAAACUGGUUUCUAGGAAAUGCCUUUCUUUGUAAUAUAGCCAAUUGAGGAAUAGUUGUAUCACAUCUACUUCAUAUUUAUGCUUUUA